AAGCGACCCGCGCGCCUCGGGAGCCUGGCUGGGUCCGCGCCAGGCAUGGAGAGCAAGCGCUGCUUCGCCAACCGCUUCGAUGACUACAAGGGCAGCCUGCUGGCCGGGCAGGGCAAGGAGGCGGUGGCGCCCUUGGUGACGGCCACCGUGGACCGCAUCCUCAAGGAGGUGCCUCCGCUGGGCGGCGCCGAGGCGGCGGGCGGCCUGGGCGGCUGCCAGGGCGGGCUGUACGGCGGCGUGGCCGGCGUGGCCUACAUGCUGUACCACGUCGCGCAGUGCCCGCUCUUCGCGCCGGCCAGGGACUCGUACCUGCGCGCCGCCAAGCAGCUGGUGGACGCCUGCGUGCGCUACGAGGAGGACUGGGGCGACGCCGACGCCGACACCCGUGCCGCCUUCCUCCUGGGCGGCGCCGGCGUCUACGCUGUGGCCGCGCUCGUCUACCAGGCGCUCGGGCUGCCGGACUGGGCCAGGCCGCUUGGCAAGUUCCGCGAGCUGUGCGAGCUGUGCGCCCCGGUCACCUUCCUCGACUGCGGCUCCGACGAGCUCUUCGUGGGUCGCGCUGGCUACCUGUGCGCCGCCCUGGUGCUGAAGCAGAAGCUGGGAUUGGAGGUGUUGACUCCACCACAAAUCAAGUCAAUUUGUCAAGCAAUGUUAGAGUCUGGGAAACAGUAUGCUCUGAGGAAGAGAAAACCAGUUCCACUCAUGUACUCUUACUAUGGAACAGAAUACCUUGGAGCUGCUCACGGCCUUUCAUCCAUCCUACAGAUGCUGCUUUCCUACUAUGAAUAUAUUCCGCCUGCUGAUCAGGAACUAGUAUGGCAGAGUGUUGACUUUCUUAUGGAUCAAGAGCAGAAUUGCAACUGGCCUCCAGAACUAGGAGAGAUGAUUGAACGGGAGAAUGAGCUUGUGCACUGGUGUCAUGGCGCUCCAGGUUCUUCUCAAUGCAUUGCAUACAUGUUUGCAAAAGCAUACUUAGUUUCUAAGAAGCCCCAAUAUCUAGACAGUUGUAUCCGCUGUGGAGAACUAACUUGGCAGAAGGGGCUACUGAAGAAAGGACCUGGAAUAUGUCACGGAGUGGCUGGCAGUGCUUACGUGUUCCUGCUCCUAUACAGGCUAACUGGAAAUUCUAAGUACAUCUACAGAGCACAACGGUUUGCUGAAUUCUUGUUUACUGAAGAAUUUAAGGCUGGAUCCCGGGAACUGGAAAGUGUUUACAGUCUGUAUGAAGGUUUCUCAGGGACAGUUUGCUUCCUGGUUGACUUGCUACAGCCUAACCAAGCCGAAUUCCCCCUCUUCAGUGUCUUUGUGUAAAAUGGAACAUGUUCCACUGCCAGGACAGGACAAAGGCACUGUUUCAGUUCACUAUCAAGGAAAGCGAUUUUAGAAUAUGUCCAUUUCUGCAUUGCCGCUAAUGAGAUAGCCUUAACGUUGCAGGGUGCGGGGUGGGGAGAACAGGUUUAACAAAC
Molecule: messenger RNA, 1466 nt
Organism: Lacerta agilis (Sand lizard)
Lineage: Eukaryota; Metazoa; Chordata; Lepidosauria; Squamata; Lacertidae
Gene: LANCL3
Product: LanC like 3
Exons: 5
Coding region: 46-1311 (421 amino acids)
Biological process (GO): carbohydrate metabolic process; peptide modification
Cellular component (GO): plasma membrane
Source: RefSeq, a predicted model, not a curated record